AUGACCGCAACUCCUGCUCCAGUAACUUCAAACGAACACGAUUCUCGUUUGUUUCAUAAUACAAGGAAUAGGAUCGCGUCGUUGUCAAGUAAAAAUAAAGAGAUUCUUGACCAAAUCAGCCAGCUUCACCAAUCUCAUUCUCAAGCUUUAUCAGUUAUUAAUAGUCAAUUGGACAUUCCACAUAGUACUACUGGUACUAUACAAGAUAUUGAUAACCUUGUUAAUAAUUUAAAUUCAACUUCGAGGCAGAGACGUAGCAACAGUUUUCAACAACAACAACAAUUGAUCACAUCUAUUCGACCUGAAUCAUCUGUAACUAAUAAAAAUGCUGUUGAUGUGAUGGAGGUUGAAAAAGAUAACGAAAUAAAUGAAACGACUGGAUCAAUUGAUGACUCCUUAUCGUUUAUGGGACGUUCGUCAAAAAUUUCAAUCGCAAAUCGUAACUCUAAAGAUUCUAUUAGAAUGGACAAUUUAUCCCCUAAUGCUAAUAAUGUAGGAGAGUUGGAUUGGAAAUAUCUUUCAGCUGAACAUAAUUCUGAUUCUGAAAAUGCUAAUGAAAUCUCUGGUAGUGUGGAUGAUAAAGAAUUUAAAAUUAAUGACGAUUUAUCUAAUCGACGUAUAAAUCCUUUACGUGUACCACGUCAUAGUUCUGCUGAACUUUAUAAGGGUAGUAGUAUAAUAGAGAAACGUGGUAGACCUGUUAGUAUGACUUUUUCUUCAAUGGAUGAAGUUAUUGAAGAAGAAAGAGGUUCUUUAUCGGACAUUGCUGAGCAAGAAGCCGCUAAUGUAAGAACAUCUGAUAAUGGCGUUCGUACACGAAAUAAACUACUGGCUAGGAAAAAACGUUCACAAAAAUAUACUGACGAUUAUAAUGAGAAAAAUAAUGUCUCAAGAACAAAUAAUCGACAAGCGGAUGAUUCUUAUUCUGUAAAUGAUAUUCAUGAUGAUAACAGCAGUAUUAUAUCAAAUGAAUCUUUUAUUGAUGAACUUAAUGCAUUGCGUUCACGUAUUCAAAAAUUGGAAUCCGUACGUGGUAAUGUUGAUGAUGACUUAACUUCAGAAAAACGAUCCCGGAAAAAGAAAAAUUCUUCGGAUCAAGUUAUAUCACCAUCAGCAACAUCACCUGUUAGUUCGCAAGGUGGUGCAAGUUCUACGAAUACAGGUACCUCUCGGCGUACCUUGACCACAGUUCAACAUAAUAAACAUUUAGAAAGUGCUUUUGAAUUUUUUGAAAAAGCAUUCACAAAUUCGGAUCAGUCCACUAAUGAUACUUCACCUCCUCCAUCUCACUCGAUGGCAAUGGUUGUAUCGACUGCUCUUUAUCUUAACUCAAAUCUACGUAAUGUUAUUUCUCAAAUGGAAACUGGAGGUCAACCUUCAGAAAAAUACAUGAAGAUUUUAUUAAAAACUAGUGACGAACAGAUUCGAAGUUUAACUGAAUGUUUAUUAGCCUUGGCUCCCCUUGCUCAAACAAAGGCUCCUGCAAAGAAAGAUUCAUAUAAUUCCCUUUUACAAAUGCCUACUACUUCAACACGUCCAAUUUCUCCCAAUCAAAGAAUAUCAUCUGCUCCUACUUCAGAAGUGAACCAUCAUGAAAUACGGAGAAUUUCUCCAACUCCUCCAACAGAUCAAUCAUCACCACCCACUUAUUAUACUACUCAACGUCCAUCUAUAUAUAAUCGUAUGUCUAGACCUCCUUCACCGGGUUUGCCACCAGAAAAUUAUGAUCCUCAAUUUACUCAGGUUCCUUCUACACGUGCUGCUGAUUAUCGAGAAAGACGCAACCGGCGUUAUUCUGGUAGUACAUACGGCGGUUCUUAUUCUGGUCCAUUCCCACCACCUUCAUCAUCACCUUCUCCUCCUCCAGUUCAACCUUCACAUUAUGAACAAUCUAAUGGACGAACUUAUUUUGACCGAGAAACUCCUCGUUUACAAAGAUACCAAUCACUUAAUAAUAAUGUACCUUCUCUUAAUAAUACCCCAUUGUAUCAAAGACCUCAAUCUCGUCCUGCGUCCAUUAUACGUACUGAAGAUUCAUCUUAUACUACUGGUCAUAUGCGUAGUUCUUCUAAUUCAUCAUUAUAUCGUUCUUCAUCUGGACGGUCAUAUGUACAACGUGAUGAGUUCGUCAAUAGUCCAGUUUCUACUUCGCGACAAUCACGUACGUACGAUUACACUCGUCGAUAUCAAUCAGAAAAUGGUCAAUCUCAAAUUGACAGACGUCAGGUGCCCAUUUCUGAAAUGGAUCGAAAAUAUGGAAGACGAACCGGUGGGAAUUAUGAGCCCGAUGAGGUCUUUGAUAGUCAUAGUGGUUAUGGUGAUCAUGUUUCUGACAAAAACUAUACUUUAAGAGAAGAAAAGUCUGUAUUAAGAAGAGAUGAUAAUACUGAUAUUAUUCAUAAGCAAAGAUUGGCUCCUCAACCAGAUGAACAAACUCAUAAUGAUAGUGUGGAAAGGAGAGUAGAAAGUCGUAAUGAAGGUCAAGAUGAAACUAGUAAUGAUGGCGGUCAAGAAGGUCGUCAGGCUAAUAGUACAAAUAAUAAUAAUGUGGUUGAAAAUGGAGGAUAUAUAUGA
Molecule: messenger RNA, 2574 nt
Organism: Cetraspora pellucida
Lineage: Eukaryota; Fungi; Glomeromycota; Glomeromycetes; Diversisporales; Gigasporaceae
Source: the annotation of a GenBank genome assembly